CUUUAUUACAAGUAUAUAAACAGUAGAACAUAACAAUUUAUUUUGUAAAUAUCAAUAUUCAAGUAGUAUAGGAUACUAUGUCGUGAGUACAUUAACAUAUUUUGGAGGCGAAAUAGAAAACAGGGAUGCUGAUUUCAAAUACAUAAAUUCUAAAAUGUUCGUGUUCAGAGAAGAUACAGAUAAAGAUGAAGGUAAAGGGCAUGAUUUGUUUUCUCCGAGAGAUGGUAAAGAGGAUCAAUGUGAUGCUGAUGGAACAAACCACGAUACCACCCCUUUGAUCGAAGGAAAGUCAUCGAUGUUUGUUUGCCGGUAUGUGUACGUCAGCCAUUUUUUGUCGGCAUGGGGUGCUCGCAUGUGGCAGUUCGGCGCUGGUCUAUUUCUUGUCAUCAUCAACCCUGAUUCCCUGCUGUUGACAGCUGUCUAUGGAUUUGUUAUGGGAGCUUCAAUGUUGCUAUUUGGUCCAUUGGUUGGGGACUGGGUAGAUAGAACACCAAGACUUUCAGCUGCACGAUCUUCCCUGGUUAUACAGAAUCUAAGUAUAGCAUUGUGCUCGCUUGUUGUAUAUUUUGUGAUUCAAUACCGAUCCGAAAUAGAGACAGAAUGGCCAAACAAUGCACUCCUAACAUUGUGCUAUGGCAUAAUCAUUCUCAUAUCCACUAUUGCCCAGUUAGCCAGCUCAGGAAACACAAUAGCAGUCGAAAAAGACUGGAUCGUGGAGAUAUGUGGCUCGGACACUGAUCUUCUUGCAUCUACCAGCGCCAUUCUAAAGAGUAUAGAUCUUAUCACGAACAUUGUUGCACCUAUUGUGACCGGACAGAUUAUGGGUUUUGCUUCCACGGAAGUCGGAGCCCUCUUUAUCGGAGGAUGGAACAUAGUUUCAGUAUUCGUUGAAUAUUACCUACUGUGGAAGGUAUACAAUGUUGUUCCUGCACUUAGAGCCAAGAAAGAGCAAUGCAGAGUUGAUAAAGAAAGAGACCAGUCAUCUGGUUCAUGUACUUCCUGUAUGAAAGGAAUGUUGGGAAGUUUCGUCACACUGGCUCGUGGAUGGAAAACUUUUAUGAGCUAUGACGUAGCCUUUGCUGGGUUAGGCCUUGCCUUCUUGUUCAUGACAGUUUUGGGAUUCGACAACAUCACUGUAGGUUUUGCAUACACACAAGGUGUAAAUGAAUCAGUAAUGGGGGCUUUGAUGGCAGCUGGAGCUGUAGUGGGAAUUCUUGGAACUAUAAUAUAUCCACGCAUGCGCAAACUUGUUGGUCAACAGCGGACGGGCCUUUACGGUCUUCUCUUUCAAACGCUUUUUCUUACGUUGUGCGUUGCUUCUGUGUGGGCUCCCGGAUCACCAUUUGAUCUUUCUUAUGCUGAGAAGGAAUCCGGAACACUAGCAGAAUUGAAUUCAACCGAAGAGCAAUUUUCAUUCAACAUGACGAUACAUGAAAGCAAAAUGUUAUCAAAUUCUACACUAACUCCAGUAGAGAAGACUUGGAAAGACUAUGUCUCCAUUGGCCUACUCAUGACUGGAAUAAUUGGAGCUCGAUGUGGUUUAUGGAUGGCAGAUUUGACCAUCACUCAACUAUUUCUGGAGACUGUCAUUGAAAAAGAACGAGGAAUUGUUUUCGGUGUUCAAAAUUCAUUGAAUCAACUCAUGGACAUGUUGAAAUUUAUUAUGGUGAUGGUAGCACCACAGCCAGAAGUUUUCGGAGUGCUUGUGUUGAUUUCGUUUGCAUUUGUCUUAAUUGGAUGCUUGCUGUACGCCAAAUAUUCCCACAGUGUCAGGGGUCAUUUGUUUCACGCUUUUGACAAGUUAAAUGCUUUGAAGCAUAAUAGAUCAAAAAUACAUUGCUCUCCGACAAUUAUGUUACGUACCACAAAGGCUAUUCAGACUUGGCAUAAUAAACAAUAGUGGCGUGCUUUCUGGAAUCAAUAGAAAAUAUAGAAAAAUAAUUACUGCCUGUAUUGUAUGAAUUGUCUGUUUUCACAAUGUCUGCUUGUAGUAUAGAUGGACAAUACAUAUACCUUUCAUCCGGAUAUGAAUACCAUUUUCUAUGGUACAUUUAUACACGAACAAUGUAGCAUUUAUCAUUAUAUAAACACAAAGGUAAACAAAACUGGUUGCUAAUUCAAAUACAUAAUAAUAGGACCGCUUGUUCUGUAAUACGAAUAACUUAAUGUAUUCCUUUUCAUGUUUAUAGAAUUUCUUCAUUGUUUCACAAAUGAUGUCAUUCUUGUACUGUUUGGAAAACCUUGGCAUACUUUGAAUUUACUUCAUUUUCGUAGAGAUUACUGAGACACCUAUUUUUCACGAAACGCAAAAUGCGAAGAUCAAACGCAUAUUUUAAAUUUUCGCAGAACCUGACCACCACAAAAAUAGCAUUGCCACUUGACAAAAUAGUCUAUAAAGUUACAAAAGGGAGUACACGUGUUUUAAACUGAUGACAAAACAAACCUUUAUCUCAUUUAGCCGAGGAGGUUCGGCCUGCUUGUAUGUCUUGCUGACAGGCUCGUAGUUUAUAGACGAAGGCAAAGGUACUAGUCUUCAAAAUUACUCAUUUUUAUGAUUAAUGAACGGUAUAUACAUUUCAAGAUAUCGUCCAUAUAUCAUUUGCAUAUCAACAUUGACAAUUCACACAAUACAACAAUGAAUAAAGAAGUGGGGUAAGUGGGCAUUCGAGUCGUGUUACAAGUUUGAUUCACGCCGCGGCUUCGCUGAAUACUGCUGCAUACAGGUUCCAACUCCCGAGAAGGGUCUUCGCGACUGCCGCCCUGAAUUUUGUGCAUUUUUCACAAUGACCUAUCUGGUACUUACUUACUUACGCGGUCAUCAAAGUAAAUUUCCUCAGUAAAAAUAUCUUGACGUUUUUCGGGAACAGACAGUUAUCUUUCAAUUUCCUACAACAGUGAAAAAGUUACAGCUGAAACAAUUUUUGAAACACCAACGUAUAUUUUACAUGAAAGAUUCGACAAUCAAAUUCUUGACGCAUGAAGCGUACUUGUAGAUGAGAAAUAUGCUGUUUUUUUCUUUUUUCUUUUUUUAAACUGACAUGUAUAUUUAUACUUGAGUAGCUGUGGCAUUUUUUUGUCUGUUAAUCAUGUGGUCACUGCCCAACAGAAAUACUACAAAUGGAGGGAUGGAACUCUAAAAACCGAACUCCUCGAUUUAACUGAAACAUACAUAGCAAGACUGGCAUAUUGCUGCUAGAUAUUUUGAAAGUUCACGUAUGUGUAACGUUACAAUGCAGCAUUUUCUUAAUCAAAUAACAUCAUCAUUCCAUCACAAACGUAUUACGCAAAGAAUGUAAGGAAUCUUGUGGUGAAAUUGAAUGAGAUAUUUAUUACAUUUAAAUGCAAAACAGUUAUAAAAAUAUUGUUAUCAUACUACCGCUAAAGACCAUAAUAAUAGAGAUGGUAUUGUUUGUUUCGGCGAGAGAUGAGAUCUAUUUGAUUGCCGUAGUGUGCAAUCUUUUCAUGGAUACCAGUGUAAAUAUAAUGUGUGGUGCUUGCGAGAUUUUCGAUAACGGUUUUCUGAGUGAAAGAGUCACUGAGUAGUUUUGAACCUUGUGCGUAAUCCCAAAUGUAAAUAAAUUUACUGAAAGGUUGUAUGUCUUUUUAAUGCAAUUAUGAUUGCCAAUUUACGAAAUGGAUAUAUUCGUUGUAUUCCGGAAAAGGACUGCAUGAAGGGGCCACUGUUCCGGACAGUUUAAGAACUCGCCAUCUUCAAAAAAACAACAACAAAAAACCUGUAACAUUCCCCAUUUUGAUUCAUUUGCAAUAAUACUCAGUAUCCCGAUAAUUGGGUUUAACAUCAUUUUCAGAUACUUUGAAAAUACAUUUACUUCUUAACAAAAGGGUUUUCAAAGAACCCGGACAACUUUUUAAAUAUAUUUUAAGUAUUCAGCGGUAUGGAACAGUACGGUGAAACAUGUAUUGCGCGGGUAUCUUGUUGGCAAAAAUGGCGGACUACUAAAAAUGAACGAAAAACUUACUUAUUAUUCAAUUUUAUGCCUCGGACAUUAUUGCAAAUGCAUUAACAUGUACACAUUUUACAAUCCUAAAAAUAAACAUUAAAAACUUUGAAUUAUCCUAAUUGUGACCCCUUCCUGGAAUCAUUUCCGGAUUCUAAAGCAUUUGUUAAUAAAACUAUAACCGUCAGUUUAUUUUUCAAAUAAAACAACGCUUUCUUAUA
This is a messenger RNA of Mercenaria mercenaria, 4180 nucleotides long. Its product is annotated as solute carrier family 40 member 1-like. Lineage: Eukaryota; Metazoa; Mollusca; Bivalvia; Venerida; Veneridae. Gene Ontology annotation, cellular component: membrane. The coding region runs from base 155 to 1900 and encodes 581 amino acids. The transcript has 9 exons. Gene Ontology annotation, molecular function: iron ion transmembrane transporter activity. Gene Ontology annotation, biological process: iron ion transmembrane transport. The record is from RefSeq and is a predicted model, not a curated record.